CUCCAAGCAUUCAUCGGAUGCUUGCUGCGAAAUUGAGGCGGUCUGAAGGAAGCUUGAGUCAAAUUCCUCCCGGCGUCGGAGUUCGCUCUAACACGAGGACUGAAACGCUCGCCCAUCGACUGAUCAAUAUCCCGCAUGAUAAACAAUCAUCUAAAAACUCGGCCAAUUAUUUAUCUUUUCAUCACUGCGUCGGAUAUUGCAUUGCUAUUCCUCAGAAGACGAUCAUUUUCCCCUCGGAUUGACUGGCGCUACACUCGCAACCGAAUGACUCUUUUAUAUCAGAGAAAUCCCUUCAACUCUCCGAUUGCAUAAAUGUUUACUAAGGACUGAGGUGCUGCAGCAAAACGUUAUCGUGUGAAGUGGUAGUUUUGAACAAAGAAGUCUCUUGACUUUUCCACAGCGGAAGUGAGCUCGGCCAUUCUCCGUGUCAGUGCAUAGUUGCAAGACGUCACACUGCUGUUGGACUCGCGGCUGCUUCGUCUUCUUUUUUUCUUCUUCUUCUUCAUGGAGAUAUGUUUGCUGGAUUGUUGGGGCUGAAAUGCCACGGAAACUCGCUGCACCAUCACAGCCAAGGAGUCAUGGAAGCCUGACACAGACUGGUGACCAGUCCAGGGUGUUCACCACCUCUCACCCAAAGGCAGCUGGCCCCAGCUCCAGGUGGCCGAGCCUCAGGGACAGCUGGCGGCAUCGGCCGUAAGAGGCUCCACCGGAGGCCUGGCUACAUGAGAGGGGAGCAGCCCAGACCACAAAGCACUUCUGAUGGUCCGGAAGAUGAUGAGGAGGAGGAAGAGAAAGAAAGAGAAGAUAGGGAUAUUUGUAUCAGGAAUGGGAAGAGUGGAUGUCAAGCAUCACCUGCUGUCAAAAUAGCUCCAUUUAAUGUUGCACAACCCGACAAAAGCUUCCAUGACGUUCCUCUUCACUUCCCCGACGACAGCGGCUUCAGUGGUACAUCCAGUCAACCAAAGCGUGAACACAUGUUAAACCACAGUUUAGUACUCCAGGAUUCAGCUAACCCGGAAGAGUCUUUCAAUUCCAGCUUCAGUUUCAUUCAACAGUCACUCAGGACUUUCACAGCCCCCGUCACACCAGCACGUGACCCACCACUAAAAGCCACAGAAGUGCAUAAUUUCUCUCAAAUUAAACCACCAUCGUGGUUCCGUGAUCAGUCUGAGUCAAAAGCGUCCACCCAGGUCAAUUUGAACUCAGGCCUACGCAGUCAUGAAGAAACGGAAACGCUGUCAUUAGGUGGACGAUUUGGUGAGGGGCAUGUGUGGGGAAGCAGGGAGGUCUCAUCUUACAUCUCCGAUGGCAGCUUUCUAUGUCUGGACACAGAAAUGACAUCUUCAGUAUCACUUGACUCAGACACUGCAUCUGCAUCCUCAGUCACGUCAGGAUAUGAGAGUGGCACGGCUGCUUCUGACCAAGGCUGGGACAAUUUGAUCAAGAAGUAUGACCAGGUUCUACAAGACUGCCUCCAAAACAACCGAACGCACACUAAGAUUGAAUCCAUGAUGUUAAAGCUCCAGAGACUGCAGCAAAAAGCCAUUGUGGAUGACGACUAUGAUGCAGCGGAGCGAUUUGGGAAAAAGCUGGAGGAGCUGUACAAGGAGCGAGGAGCUUUGAAACUGGGUUUACCGUCCAGACAGCCCAGCGUGGCUGUGUUUCUCCAGAGGCUCCGAGAGGUGGUGCAGAGCGCCCUCCACAGGGCAGACACCUGUCAUCGCAGAUCGGGAGCAGAAUUCGAUUUAGGGGAGCGGUCGGACUCAGUGCUCAACCGAGAUCGUCUCUUGCAAGAAAAACGAACAGUCGAGGAGGAAAUUGAAGAACUGCAGCAGAGACUGGCGGAGCUCAAGGAUCGCACUCGAAGUCUGGACCAGCAGAUCCAACAGGAGGAACAGCAGAUGGAGACUAAGGAGCUGGAGGGCUCCGUGCUGAGGAGCUACACUACGGCCCAGCUCCAACACAUGAGCCAAACCCUUCAAGAUCUUGUGAUGUCAAAGAACCGCAUCCAGAUCUCACUCUCUCCUCCUCUUUCAAUGCUCAAACUCCGGGAACAGGAGCAGGCAUUGAAUCUAUCCAUCAAGGAAGCUACUGCCAAAAUGGUCAUGAGUCAGAAGCUGGGUAGCAGCCUCAGGAGGAAAGUCAGCCAGACCGAAACUCAGCUUUUAGCUUUGCAUGAAGCCAAACUGGCUGCCAUCUCAGGUAACGACUUCAGCAGUGCCAAGGAGCUGAAGGCUGAGAUGAAGGCGGUCUACCAAGAGCAGGAGCGACUGGAGGCUCUGGCCAACAGGCUGCACAGUCUCAGCUCAGGGAGCAGCCAAGAGCUGGCCAGGAUGAAGGAGCAGCGGCAGCAGCUCAGACAGGAGCUUGAGCACAGGGAGGUGCAGCAUGAAAACCAGCUGAAAGACAAUGCCGUCAAGUAUAGUGAGCUAUUGGAGGACAGGUUGCGCAGCUGUAGCUGCUCGGGCUUGGAGCGGAUUUGGGAAGCCGACCUGGAGGCGUGUCACUUGUUCUUACGAGGCAUGCAGCUUCGGACAUCCAUCUGCAGUGGAGCGGACGUGGUCGACCACCUCACCACAACUGGCGACGUUUCAUCUCAAAUGUCCCCCAAAGAGGAAGAAGACUGCGCCAUGUUGACUGCUUUAGGCGGCCGCUGGUGUCCCGAGGCCAAUUUACAGAACUCUGAGUUCACCAAGAAAUUGGAGGAGUUUUUAUUCUGCAUGGAAGAUAAUAACCCACAGGUUGUCUCCAGCGAUGAGGAGGCAGCAGACUUGGCCGAGCGCUGUGAGCUGAUCAGUGACAGACUAAUGAUCCUGGAGGACGACUUACAGAUGGCCAUUCUGAAUCGGGAUCAGACACUCGCUGAUAUCCUUUCUCUCUAGAUAUGUGUGUUUCUUUCGGCUUGUCCCUUUCGGGGUGUCAUCUCAGAUGAACGCAUAUAUAUGUUUGGCACAAUUUUUACGCCGGAUGCCCUUCCUGACGCAACCCUUCUCAGGGAGUGGAGGCCCCAGGGGAAUACGAACCUACAACCCCUGGUUUACCAAACCAGUGCUCCAACCACUGAGAUACGGGGCCUCCUUUCUCUCUAGAUAUACAGAUGUGAAAAAUAGUGUAGAUGUUUCUCUUUCUAUCUCUCUUUGAGACCCGUAGUUUCCUGAAGGCUUACCAACUUGUACGCUACCAAAUGUUAACCCUCCAAUGUUAAAUAGCUCAAGCUGUGUUAUCUGACAUUUAGGGGAAUUGAAGCUGAGUGGGUAUCAGAACAUUUCUCUUGACAGGCAUGAUGUGCCAACUCGAAAAUAACAUGGUAAAAGUCCAAGUGUCCAAGUAUUGCAGUGUCGCCCAAUGCAGGUUGCCAUUGUCAGGCACCGAGAUUAAAGUAGGCAGACAGAGGCAGCGCUGUGGCAAAUAGAGGAAGGUCAUUGUCUUGAGUGCAAAGCUUUCAUACUUUCAACUUCCAUCUUUUCACUGACCCCCCCGACACACACACAUACACUCACCACCAAUCCACACUGCACCUGUUCUUGCCUGCAGUAUCUGGCUUGGCGAACAUUAUAAUAUCCAUGAUAAUGAGUCACAUGGAAGGUUUGAAGCUGAUUAUAGGUCACACAGCUUCAUUUUCCGUGCUAAUUAGAAAGCUGAUUGGAUGUAGAUUACUGUGUUUUUCUUCAUUUGUUUUUGAAAAAUUGAUAGUCCAAGACAGGGAUGAAGAUGAGCCUCGUGUCUUUACCUUGUACAAAAGGCACCAUACAUUCAAAUAAAUUUUACAUUUUAGAGUCAACGAUCAGCGUGAUACAUUUUCCUCUUCCUUCUUUUCUACACUCUGUUCAUGAGUGAUCAGAUAUUUCAGUCUUCCAUCAUGUCAUUACAGGCUAGUUCUCUUUUAACAAGAUGCCAUUUGUGGUAUAUACCAUACUGUACAUCAAUGGUGAUUUUUCAAGCACAGUGAUUUUGAGGUAAUUGGUAUCUGGUCACAAGGUAGCUCUGAGAUUCGGGCUCUGAAUGCUCUUGUGUAGAACUGGCAUGUUUUUCCUGGGAUUGUCUGGGUUUUCUCCGGAUACUCAGACUUCUUCCCACAUUCCAAAAGCAUACAUCAUUAGAGGAUAAGGUCAACUGAACACUCUAAAUUUUCCAUAGCGGUGAUGAGUCCUGUGAUAUUCUUGUGACCAGUCCAGCCUGUACCCCUCUGAGAAGCCAAAGUCAGCUGGGAUUGGCUCCAGCUCACUCGUGACCCUAUAGGGGGCAAAGUGCUGAACUGAAAAUGGAUGGAUGGGUUUUGGCAUUUGUUGUGCUCAAAAUAAUUAGUAGGAUAUCAUGACAACAUUUUAUGAUGAUCGAGGGAGUAUGGACACUUGCAAACUGCAAUAAUGUCAUGUUUAUUCAACCAAUCCCAUUCAACUUCUAUGGACAUAAAUGUCCUAUGUGACUCUGUUUAUAAUUGCGGAUUGAACAUACCAUAUAUGUCACAGGACUGUAUAUAAGUUCAUGGAAAUUACAACAACAAAUUCCCGAUGAUUGUCUUGUUGUCUAAAGAUCAUUUUGCUGACCAUAUUAAGAUAGACUUGUGUGUAACAUUUCAAGUUAAUCACAAUUGCAGUAUGUGGCUUCCGGCAUUUCAAACAGUUUUUUUUUACUCUACAAGUCUGAUUAAUAUUUCUGAUAAAUUGCAUUUGGAAGAAUUCUUUUGAUCAUGAAGAGACUUUGUGGACGCCCUGCAUUGUUUCGCAUAAACCGUAGUUGAACUAGCGAUUCAUUAACCGUCAAUGUUCUGUGUUGCUGAACCUUCUGUGGAAUCCAGGCUUUUUUUUAAUGGCCGUUUAAUAAUGGAUGGAGACAAUCUGUGUCCCAUUGAAACAGUAAAACGAGCCAUCGGGCUCCAUCUGCUGUCAGGCCACCCCUUUGAUUUAACGCUUAUGCCGGACCCUCGCAGGCUUGAUUUGGAUUUCCAAGCAGGUUAAACAAGUCCCCUGUGACGACAGCCUCUAUCCCGUCCAUUGACGGCUCAUGAAUAAUACAGCUGUAGUGUCGCUUUGCUUGGGUCCCGCCACCCAGCACAGCUGAUGAGAUCAUAAAUAGCGAAUUGCUCCAAUUCACUCUUCAAGUGCAGAGGGUUAAAUCGACGACAGUGUGAUGAUCUGUCAGAGUAAUCAGUUCGGUGGCCAAAUUGGACAUUGAUGACUUCAUCGCGUCACUGUUAUUAUCGUUAAGCAUCUAGAGCCUCAAGUGCCACGUUUUAGUCUGAUAUUUGUGCCUCUUAUGUUGAUUCCAAUGCAAGUGUGUAACUCCAUCGGGGUCUUCCCUAACCCACACUGCACAGUCACUGGAGAAACAAGUUCAGGAAGUUAAAGCCACUUUGCAAAACAUGCUCGCUCUGCUCAGAGAGGAAGCCGAGGAGGAGGGUCACGAUCAUAAAGUGCAAGACGAAGACGACCUUGCGGAAAAUGGGAUUUUGGAUGAGGAAGAAGAGGAGGAAGAGGACCAGUACUUCAGCGACAGCUGGGACAUUUGAAGCAGAUGCCUGUUGUUUUAUGAGCAUUCACACUGGGAGCCUGACCUGUGCACUCUGCAGCACAACUGACCCCAUCCCCCCAUUUUUUUGUAAAGCCACACUCCAAGCAUUUUACAAGCAGCCCCCCUGUGGAACUGCUGAAAGUCUCCAGUUCUUGUUUUGCUGAAAAACAUGCAGGGAUAGAACAUUUUAAUUCCAAAUAGCUGAGUGCCUUUUGGCUUCUCAAUCUAAUUUUGUUCCAGUUAUAUUAAGUAAUGAAAUGAAGUGUUGUUUUUUAAUUGAAUGUUGGUCUUUGAUAUAAAUUACCAAUCAUAAAACCAACCCUCCAAAUUUACACCACUUUUUGGUUAUUUGUGGGACAAAGAAGACAAUCUUUUAAUGCACAUAAGGGCUCAGGUUAGUGUUUCGGUUCUUGCGGAUCUUUUUGUAUUUUGUUCUUUACAAGUGGACUUGAUGUAAUUUUGUGGGUGUGGUGCUCACUUGAACACUGUUGCUAAUUUUGAAAAUGCAAUUACUCUGCUUUGCGGCUGAAGGGUGAAAUUACAAAGGAGUAUUAGGGCUACACUGAUUUUAAAAAAGCAUAUAUAUAUAUAUAUAUAUAUAUAUAUAUAUAUAUAUAUAUAUAUAUAAAAUACAGUAUUAUGCAGAGAAGUGAUCUACCAUAUAUUCAAUGGAUAAUAUUGAAUAUUAUCAUGUAUGGUUGAUGAUCAAACAAAUAUACAUAAGUUGAUUUCGGUGUUGGAAGUUUUUUCUCAGGAACAGACAUACGUGUUUACAUAAUUACAUUGAACAAAUGACUUUGACGAUGGUGUUUGUUUAGCAAAACAUCGACUCUUAUAACAAAGUUUACUUGGCUGCAUUCUUAAGAAGAGUCCUAAUUUAAACACAGGUAUACAUGUUUGUUCCGAUAUGUAAUAUUACUUUAUUCUUGAAAAAGAAAUUCUCAUGUCAUCGAUUUGUACAUUUCACAUCAAAUCAGUAUUGAUUUUAGAUGGAUGGAUUUUUUUUCAGAUUAAAAUGACAUGAUUCUUCUAACAUUUUAAAACAUUAGUCGAAUUUUUGUGUGUGAUUGUGUUUUCAUUGUGGCCCUAAUACUUCCUAAUACAAAACAAGUAGAUUAUGCCUUUGUUAUUUAAUUAUUUGCACAAAUAGUAGCAACUUUAAAGGAUAAAAUAUCAGUUGGCAGAGAGGGAAAAAAACCAGCUGGUCGCUCAACUGACUGCAUGAUGACCAAUACUAAAUCUUGUUCAUUCCAAACAUGUUUUUGUUUGUUGUACUUUCAUGGGAUGAUCUUAUUUUUAAUUUACUGUGCAUUCCCAUAAUUCCUAUUUAUUGUCCAUUGUUUCUCACUAAUUACAGCCUGCAGCGUCCUGCCUGAUGAUGUGUCCUGCUGUUUUCUUUUUUGUAGCCAAUUUGGUGACGGCCCCUCAUGGAGAAUGUGUGGGCAUCCUUCCAGGCAAGUGGGGGCAGUGUUGACAUGUCGACGCUAUCAAUACGCUAAUAAAGGUCCUCUAAGUGAGGUCUGUAGGGGAUACAAGCUUCUUUUGUUAUCUCACCUCCGCAGCGGCGCUGUAGCUAAUUGUGAGACAAAGUAGCAGGGGCCGAGUGGUGGUGAAGGUGGUCCGCUGUAGCUUUGUCUCCGUAUGAUCCAGUCUUGUGUAGUGGGUCGGGGCGGAAUCAUCUUCAGGGUGUGCAGCCUUGCCUUGUAAACACAGCUGAGUACGAGUGCAGGCAUUUUCUCCCAGCCACCCCGACAAUGCCUCUCUCACGCUGCUGACAGGCCGAAAAGCACUUUCCAGGCCAGAGAACUCACCAUCUAUCAGCUUGAGGCAGCCUCCAGACUCGAGAGACCCAGCACGCACAACACGCAGGCCUUUCUCCGAAAUAAGCCCACCUCGUAAUAGAAUUGGUGGUGGAACCACACUGCGAACCAUUAAGCAGUUGGUCUCAUAACAUGGCUGGAGGGGGGCGGGAGGAGAUACAGAUGGUUUGGAGCAGAAACACGUAUAGUAGCAAUAUGUUUACUCACAUGGGAUGAAAUUGCUUCUGCAUGCGAUUACAGUACUGUUGUAUACACUCGCUGGAGCCUUCAUUAGGUACCCUGCACAAUAGGAUCCGGAACAAUAUUUAUGACCAGCAACGGCAUGCAAUGCUCCGCUGAGGUUCGGGUGUCACCGGAGAGAUGUAUGUGUGCCCUCUUUCGAGAGGAUGCCUGGGGGCCACCCGCCCCGUCCAGCCCCCCAUUUCCACACCACUGGUUACAAGUUCUGACUUUUCAAAUAUUUUAAGUGCAUUAACUUUCUAAUUUUUUAUAAUGGCAGCAUGGUGGUAUACUAGUUUUAUCAUGUUUGAGUCACCGUUGAGCUUUGAGAUUAGAAUCUCAGCUCCAGCCUUCCAAUGGAAUUCUCUGGUUCUCCUGGCACUUGCAUGGGUUUUCCCCAGGUACUCGGGUUUCCUUUUACGUCACAAAAGCAUGUGUAAAUGACAGACUCUGAAAUGUAUUUAAGUGCAAAAGUAAACAGAAUUUGUGUUGGCAAUUGAAUGCAAUGCCUUUUUGAUAAAUUGGCAUAGUGGAAAUGUAUUUUUUGAAGGCCAAGACAACGCUCACUUGUCAUGAAUCAACCUUGAGGUGACAUCCAACUCUUCUCUUAAGUAAGGCCAAGGAUGGAGACUAUCGAUAUUUUCUAAAUCUCUUGCGUCAAUGUCUAUAAUGCCCAGUUCAUAUUCCUUCAUGUGGCUGCUGUUCUUUUUACCUGUUAAAAAAUGAUUCUCAAUUAAUCAAGAUCUCCAUCAGGUUUGAAGUUCCCUCUGUUUUCUAAUCUAUUUUAAUCUUUUUUUUUUAAUCUUGUGUUGUCAUCUAAGGAGGUUCAACUAUCAGUGGUAACAAGCCCAUCUUGAUGAACCACGUACUAAGGUGUACAUUUUUUGUUGUUUAAAUGUAGGCAAUAAAAGUAAAAAGUCAUUUGAAAUCCAAGCAUACAGUGCAGACACCUGAAAAAUGUACUUUUGUACAGUAAAUGUGUAUUUGUAUUUUGUCACGUUCCAACCACUGAUGUCAUGUCAAUUUUCAGGGAGAGGUUGGCUCCCCCCAGCUGUGGUUUGGGCGGUCACAACCCACCACUAAUCUUA
Molecule: messenger RNA, 8638 nt
Organism: Syngnathoides biaculeatus (alligator pipefish)
Lineage: Eukaryota; Metazoa; Chordata; Actinopteri; Syngnathiformes; Syngnathidae
Gene: disc1
Product: DISC1 scaffold protein
Exons: 14
Coding region: 723-2882 (719 amino acids)
Biological process (GO): neuron migration; cilium assembly
Cellular component (GO): mitochondrion; microtubule; centrosome
Source: RefSeq, a predicted model, not a curated record